Molecule: messenger RNA, 258 nt
Organism: Acanthoscelides obtectus
Lineage: Eukaryota; Metazoa; Arthropoda; Insecta; Coleoptera; Chrysomelidae
Source: the annotation of a GenBank genome assembly
UUCGAGUUUAAAGCACGUGCUUGCGAACGCCGCUUGGCCUCCCUAGAUAGCGCCAUGAGCUCAGUAUACAAAAUGGCGACUAUGCAGCAGAAAACGUUUUGUGUGUUAGAGUACGCGCGAUAUUUACCUGUUGUUACAGUGCAACGUGCAUUCCGACGGCGGUCAUCAGAGCACUCUACGAUGGUAUCGACAAUUCAAGAAGACAGGCUCCAUUACUAAACGUAAAAAUACCGGAAGAGCACGAGUUCCUGGCGAAAU